Molecule: messenger RNA, 1892 nt
Organism: Eucalyptus grandis
Lineage: Eukaryota; Viridiplantae; Streptophyta; Magnoliopsida; Myrtales; Myrtaceae
Product: lycopene epsilon cyclase, chloroplastic
Exons: 11
Coding region: 23-1606 (527 amino acids)
Biological process (GO): carotenoid biosynthetic process
Molecular function (GO): oxidoreductase activity, acting on paired donors, with incorporation or reduction of molecular oxygen
Source: RefSeq, a predicted model, not a curated record
CGGCGGGGGAGGGAGGAGGGGGAUGGAGUGUGUCACCGGAGGCGCGCGGCACUUCGCGGCAAUGGCGGUGCCUCGUCGCUCGCGGCGGAGGGCUCGGGCGGCGGCGAGGAGGACGGAGGGCGCGGCGUCGUUCCCGCGGUGCAGAGCGUGCGGAGUCAGGGCCGGUGGCGCCGGGAGCGAGAGCUGCGUCGUCGUCCGGGAAGGCUUCGCCGACGAGGAGGACUACGUCAAGGCCGGGGGAUCGGAGCUGUGCUUCGUGCGAAUGCAGCGGGGCAAGGCGAUGGACAGCCAGUCUAGAAUCGCGGAUAAGUUACCACCGAUCUUGCUAGGAAAUGAUCCACUGGAUUUAGUUGUGAUUGGUUGUGGUCCUGCUGGUCUAGCUCUGGCUGCAGAGUCUGCGACGCUAGGAUUGAGUGUCGGGCUCAUUGGCCUGGAUCUUCCUUUCACGAAUAACUAUGGUGUAUGGGAAGAUGAAUUUAAAGAUCUUGGACUUGCAAAUUGUAUCGAGCAUGUCUGGAAGGACACAAUAAUAUACCUUGAUGAUAGCGAGCCAAUUCUGAUUGGUCGUGCAUAUGGACGAGUUAGUAGACACCUUCUUCAUGAGGAGUUGCUAGACAGGUGUGUCAAGUCAGGUGUUUCAUUCCUGAGCUCUAAAGUGGAAAAUAUAUUUGAAGCUGCUGAUGGGUAUAGUCAUGUUGUUUGUGAACAUAACGUUGUCAUCCCAUGCCGGCUUGCUACAGUUGCAUCUGGAGCGGCUUCAGGGAAACUUUUGCAGUAUGAGGUGGGUGGCCCAAGGGUUUCUCUCCAGACAGCUUAUGGAGUAGAGGUUGAGGUGGAAAAUAAUCCAUAUGAUCCUGAUCUGAUGGUUUUUAUGGAUUAUAGAGAUAGCAAGCAAGAAAUUCCCUGUUCAGAAGUUCAUUCUCCAACUUUUCUGUAUGCCAUGCCUAUGUCAUCCACCAGAGUCUUCUUCGAGGAAACUUGUUUGGCUUCAAAAGAGGCUAUGCCAUUUGACGUACUAAAAGAAAGGCUGAUGUUUAGGUUACAAACAAUGGGUGUCAGAAUUACAAAAACUUAUGAAGAGGAGUGGUCUUAUAUCCCAGUUGGCGGAUCCUUGCCAAAUACAGAACAGAAAAAUCUUGCGUUUGGUGCUGCUGCCUGCAUGGUGCAUCCAGCUACAGGCUAUUCUGUGGUGAGAUCCUUGUCUGAAGCUCCUAAUUAUGCAUCUGCAAUUGCAAAUGUUUUGAAGGCUGGUCAAGUUAAGGGGGCUCAAGCUUAUGAACGAAGUAAUGGAAACAUCUCAAUGCAGGCUUGGAAUACCCUGUGGCCACUUGAAAGGAAACGGCAAAGGGCGUUUUUCCUCUUUGGACUGGCUCUGAUCUUGCAGCUGGAUAUCGAGGGAAUCAGGACAUUUUUUCAUACGUUCUUCCGUUUGCCUAGAUGGAUGUGGCAAGGCUUCCUGGGCUCUACUCUUUCUUCGGCUGACCUUGUACUCUUUGCUUUCUAUAUGUUUGCCAUAGCACCAAAUGACAUGAGAAAGGGCCUUAUCAGGCAUCUCCUUUCUGAUCCCACGGGAGCAACUAUGAUAAGAACUUAUCUUACAAUCUAGUGCUUUUGUCUGUUUCCUCGUUAAGGCAGCAUCCCAGGUUAGCCACGGCUAUCCUGCCCUUCACUACUAAGUAUUCACAUGUAUAUACACUUGUUCGUCGUGUUUAUCUUCCUUGUGAAUGUAGCAACCGUAUAUGUUUUCUUAGACCCAUAGAGUCUAGGGUGGGAUAUCAGUUAAAGCAUCAUGAGAGCUAGUCAAUUUUGGAGGACGAAUCUGGAUAUCAAUUGUACGCGUAAUAUGACCCAUUUGCAGAGUUAUAAUGAUGCUUCGAGAUUGAUAGUUCCAA